GAAUACUGUGGUUAUGCAAGUGACGUUACUAGAACUUGGCCUGUUAAUGGAAAAUUUACAGAACCUCAAAAAGAGUUAUAUGAAGCAGUUUUGAACCUUUGUACAGAAGCCGAAGAUAUCUCAUUGAAUGAAAUACAUGAAAUUUCUGUUGAGUUCAUGAAAGAAGAAUUAUCAAAUAUUGGGUUUGACCUUUCUGAAGGGGAUGUUGAUCGCGUUUUAUACCCUCAUCAUGUCGGUCACUAUCUUGGACUAGAUGUUCACGAUACUCAUUAUAUUGAUCGUUCACGAAGAUUGUUGCGUGGAAUGGUUAUAACUAUUGAGCCUGGUAUAUAUAUUCCACCUAAUGAUGCAUAUCCCCAAAAAUACCACGGUAUAGGGAUACGUAUUGAAGAUAAUGUUGUAGUUGGAACUACAGAUCCUAUUGUAUUAAGUUCAACGACACCCAAAGAGAUCGUUGAUAUUGAAUAUUGUAUGGCUAAUUCAUGA
Racocetra fulgida is the source of this 486-nucleotide messenger RNA. The record is from the annotation of a GenBank genome assembly. NCBI's taxonomy places the organism in Eukaryota, Fungi, Glomeromycota, Glomeromycetes, Diversisporales, Gigasporaceae.